UAAUGGCACGAAAGGGUCGGAACUUUUUCACUGCGAUGUCGGGGGUGAGUAAAGAAGUGACACUGUUACCCUAGAAACACAAGAACAACAUCCGGUAGUUCCGUGCCGCUUUGCAACAGACAAUCCGCAGACUCCAAACAUGGACUCGGAGUACGUCAAGACGCAUCUGGGUUCGUGCCUGGCAGAGGGCUUGGCCGAAGUGGUCGAGCAGCGUCCAAUGGACCCCAUCCAGUUUUUAGCCCAUUGGCUGUACAAAUACAACGCCAACGUCGAAUAUGAGGCCAAGAAACAGGCUCGGUUGGCACUUGUGGAGAAGGAACGCGCCAAAGCCAGAGAGAAAGAUGCUGGGAAGGAGCCCGCCGAAAAACUCUCCGAAAUGGAGUCUGCGGGAACAGACGACGGUGUCGUAGCCACGCCCCGACCCGCUGAGCAGCCCGAGAAUGACCCUCCUGAGUCGGAAACCCAACAUGUUAACAUCCAGCACUUAAGUGCGCCUGUGGAGAAUGAGCAAGAGGUUCAGAUGAUUGAGAACAUAACCGCUCCAGAGUCCUCAGUUGUCUCCCCGCGGUCUGAUACAGUCCAGCGGGACCAGCCCCAAGUGAAGAAACCCGUUGAGGAGAAGGCGGAUCUUGGCCUGGCUGAAUGCGGUGAGCUGUACCAGGCUGAAGCCCCCACUUCUAGCCAGGUGGAUAGACACCAGGAGCUACCCGGGCAACAGAUCCCACUUCUCCCCGGAGGCCAACACGCAGAUAAGAGGGAUGAGCACGCCCAGUCCUCUCAGGCUGAGUCUCCAGAGGUUGAGUCCUCUCAAGCUGAGGCCUCCCAGGUUGAAACCGCACUGUCCGGGAUCUCCCGUGCAGAAUCUUCACAGAUGGAGUCUCAGGAAGAUGAGUCUCCACAGGUGAAAUCCUCCAAAAUGAACUCUGCCCAAGUAGAAGAUGAGCAGGUGGAGACCUCGCAGGAUGAUAUCGACCAAGAGAAGUCCUCUCAAGCUGAGUCUUCCCAUGUCAAAGCCGCACAAAGUGAGACCGCCCAGGCUGCGUCUGCGCAGGUGGAGUCCACGUCAGAGGAGUCUGGACAGGCCGAGUCCAUGCAAGCUGGGUCAAUGCAGGCCAAGUCUUCUCAUGCUGAGGUCACCGACGGUGAAUCCAGACAAGUUGAGACCCCCCGAGCUGAGUUUCCACAGGCGGAGCACAUCCAGGACGGGUCCACGCAAGACCAGUCCGCACAAGCCGAGUCCUCUCAUGCUGAGCCUGCCCAGGUGGAAUCCACACAGGUUAAGCCCUCCCAGGUGCAGUCUUCCCAGGUGGUGUCCACUCUGGUGGAGUCUGCGCAGGCCGAGGCCUCCGACGCUGAAUCUCCACAAGUUGAGACUUCUGAGCCCCCAUCGGCGCAGGUGGAACCCACACCAUCGGACUCUGCUCAGCCCAAGAACUCCAUGUCCGGGUCUGAGCGGGAGGAGUCCUCCCAGGCUGAGUCUGUGAAAGCAGAGACCUCCCAGGCUGAGGUCGCCCAGGUUGAAUCCACAAAAGUUGAGAACUCUCAGCUCAAGUCUGAGCAUGUGGAACCUACACUGGCGGAUUUAGUUCCGUCCGAGACCGACACGGCCGUGUCUGCGCAGGACCUCAGCCAGGUGGAUUCCUCCCAAGUUGAGCCUUCUCACAUCGAAUCUGAAAAUGUUGAGGCAGAGUUGGAGCCGACGGAAUCCUCAGUGAUGGAGUCUCCACACAUCGAGACUGCGCUUGUGGAGUCCACGCAGGCCGAGGCCUCUCUGGUCCAACCCACACAAGACAAGACUCCCCGAGCCAGGUCUGCGCAGGGGGAGUCGACAAUGGAGGAGUCUCCACAGGCUGAGGCCUCCUUGGUUGAUCCUGCACCAGUUGACAAAUCCUCAGACUCGUCUGAGCAGGAGGAGUCCACGCCAACGGAAUCUCAUCAGCCCGGGCCCUCCCACGCCGAGUCCGGCGAAAUCCUGCCGAGUGACAACCUGUCGGCAAAAACUGCAAAGGAGAUACGCGAUCCGAGUUCACCUCCUGUUCUUCAAGACAAGGAAGAGGGAACAGAAGAGGCUGGAAAAUGAACACGUCGCUGCUUGACGGUCCACCGACAGAAUGUUUUGUUUGAACGUAUUCCAUUUAUCAUUGCCCCCCGGUGACCCUCGUGAGGAUAAGCGGAGAAGAAAAUGGAAUGAUGUAUUUAUCGUUGCAUUGUGUACCCAAAUCAAAGAUGUCCUGAGCGUACUGUUCUGUUUGUUUAAUCCUUUGUAGACUUUGGUCAAAUAAAGCAUUUAAAUAGUAA
Molecule: messenger RNA, 2298 nt
Organism: Syngnathoides biaculeatus (alligator pipefish)
Lineage: Eukaryota; Metazoa; Chordata; Actinopteri; Syngnathiformes; Syngnathidae
Product: fibrous sheath CABYR-binding protein-like
Exons: 8
Coding region: 140-2080 (646 amino acids)
Cellular component (GO): Set1C/COMPASS complex
Source: RefSeq, a predicted model, not a curated record